AUGCCGUCACCGAAAGCAAGAAGGAAUGGCAAUCGAAGUGGAAGUGUUUCAGGAAUCUGUGGAAACAGUGUCAUCGGAAGAUUUGAUUUCGGGGCAAUGCACCCUCGUAGAUCUUCCGAUUAUUCGUCGCGACGUCGAGCCUCGAGUUUUUCCAGCGCGUCUGUCUUCGCCAGUGGGGCACAGUCUCAGGACAGUCCAAAGCGACUCAAUUUAUCUUUCUUCACCAUUGCAUUUAGGUUUUUACUAGCUAUUGACUUAUGGCUUUCAAAACGACUUGGCGUUUGUACCUGUGAAGACUCCCUGCUGGGAAGUAUAAGGCCUCUGGUAAAACUAAUAGAGGUCAGUGGCCACGGAGUACCGUGGCUUAUAAGCGCAGUUUAUGGUUUGGUCUACAGCGACUCGGCGGCUGAGCUGGAGACAAUGUUAAACCUUUUAAUGGCCUUAGUGCUGGACAUGGCAUUAGUAGGAAUAGUGAAGGCCAUCGUGCGACGCCGGCCUCCGUCCUACAGCCGCUCGGACCUGUUCAUGCCCUUUGCCGUGGACCGCUACUCCUUCCCGUCGGGCCACGCCACGCGGGCGGCCAUGUGCUGCUGCUUCCUGCUGACGCGCCUGGUGUCGGCCGGGCCGCUGCGCGCCCUGCUGCUGGCCUGGGCCGGCCUGGUGGGCCUCUCGCGGGUCCUGCUGGGCCAGAGCAACGUGACGGACGUGCUGUUCGGCCUCUGCCUGGGCUACUGCCACUACCGCCUGGUGGAGAGGCUCUGGCUGUCCCCCGAGCGGCUGCAGGACAUCCUGACGACCUUCCUGCGGGACAGCUUGGCCGGAUUGUGACUGAAUUGCCACCCCCCGCACCCCCUUACCCCACCCCACCCCACACCACACCACACACACACCACUACCACCGGAGUUUAUCCGAGGCUCUCAAGAGACUUGUCGGGAAUUACAAGCGGAUUGUUCAGGAGCGCUUCGCACGCGUAUCAUGCGUAUGCCAAACUUGGUGUGUCGGUGAAUGACACACCAGAAGAAGUAAUGAGCAAUAUUACCGAAUGUAGUGCUGUCCCCUUGUAGCACAGCUUUGUGGACUUACUUGACACAGAUUUGUAUUUAUUGGAUGUGAAUGAGAUUUGUGUACUGCGGAAAAUGCAGCUAUAUGACAGCUAGAUGGUAUUAUAGCCACAGCA
Sardina pilchardus (European sardine) is the source of this 1178-nucleotide messenger RNA. RefSeq names its product polyisoprenoid diphosphate/phosphate phosphohydrolase PLPP6-like. Gene Ontology annotation, molecular function: sphingosine-1-phosphate phosphatase activity. Lineage: Eukaryota; Metazoa; Chordata; Actinopteri; Clupeiformes; Clupeidae. The coding region runs from base 1 to 828 and encodes 275 amino acids. The record is from RefSeq and is a predicted model, not a curated record. The transcript is spliced from 2 exons.